Abrus precatorius (Indian licorice) is the source of this 2741-nucleotide messenger RNA. RefSeq lists its product as uncharacterized. The transcript is spliced from 4 exons. The record is from RefSeq and is a predicted model, not a curated record. Bases 235 to 2334 code for a protein of 699 amino acids. NCBI's taxonomy places the organism in Eukaryota, Viridiplantae, Streptophyta, Magnoliopsida, Fabales, Fabaceae.
UCUCCAUUUCGGGCAUUGCUACCACCUGUUCAAGAUAUUAUUUCUCUCUCUAAAACCGUUGGCAUUCUCUCUCUAUAAAUCAUUUAUCAAUUAUCGGCUUCAUUUUACAAUCUCUGGAAUCUGUUUUGCGUCAUUUCUCGAUUGUGAUUCGAGGCAUUUGAUUCCAAUCUUGUAACGGAAGCUAGGGUUUCGUGUUUCUCUGCUUUCUAUCUGAUUUUUUAAAUCAAAUUUGUUAUGGCAAACUCGAGAGGACGUGAUUUGUUUUACAACGACGGGAUUGAUCCCGUUGAUGCAUCGAACGGUGAGGAUUUCGACGAUUCUUCGUCUGUGGACGGUGCCUCUUCGUGCGGUGAAGGUGGAUCUAGCGUGAGCUCUACUUCUGCUGGAGAGGACGGUGGUUCGAGGAGGCAGGUUGGACUUACGGAGCGGUUGACGGAUAUUCUCGUCGACGAAGGCGACGGCGAUCUGUUGAUUCAGCAGAGUAAUAGGGAAGACCGGCUGUUACAGUGGCUGCAGGCUCUUGAUAUGCAAGUUAUGGGAGCUUGUCGCGCUGAUGAACGGUUGAAGCCCUUGCUGAAGAUGAACACAGCCUGUGGCGUCGCUGAAGAUCCUCUCCUGACUCAAUUAACUCAGCAUUUCGAGCCAUCUGAGGUUGGAAUGUUAGCUAGAUGCUUCUGCGUGCCUCUUGUUUCGAUCCGCGUUGGGAAGAUCAGUACGGAAGGAACUCGCUUCUGUCCUACUUCCAAUAGGGGUAACUUGACACUUGUACUACUGCCAAGUUCUGAUCUUCGUCUCUCAUUCAUUGGGGAUGAUGGUAAAACUGAGAGGCUAUUCACCCUUAACAGCAAAUCUCAAUGCUGUGCUGCUGCUGUUGAUGAAAUCCCUACUGACAGUUCUGGCCGAUCCUUCCUUGUAAGGACUCCAGAUACCAGAAAUUUUUACUACUGGUGCUCCGAAAAGUCAAAGCUUCUGGGAGCUGAAUUACUCGGAAAGAUGAAGGAUUUGCUCCAGAGGAAACCAUCCAUUGCUGAGUUGAGUGGCAUUAGCAAGUCAAGGCUUGACUUCUUUGCAACUCAGCUUCGGGCUUUUCUUGUGGGGACAACAGGGGGAAGCAGUCAUGAUAGUUCAUUUUGUCCUUCAACAUCUGCUAUUUCCGUUGCUUGUGUUUCUGAAAAUUCUCAUCCUUCAUCUUCAAAAUUUCCCCGGUCUCGGAAUAUUGGAGGUCAGACAGCGAAGGGAGAUACAACACUUUACCAGAGUAUUCUUAGUCCAAGAUCAAGUUCUUUUAAAGAAGUUCCCCCAAGAAACUUGUCUUCUCACAGGAUUGCUGCCAGGGAGAAAAUUAAGCGUCGUGGUGACAGUCACCAGCCAACAGUUGAUAACUUGACGAAUGAUUCAGCAAACAUCCUGGAUUUAUCAUCAACUUCUGAUCAAGACAAAGCUUCAGAAGUAAGCAAAAGUCUUACCUUUUCUCCAAGCUUUCUGGAAUCUCUAGGAAAGCUUACUGUUCCAUCAAGCCUUGGGCUGGAUGGGGAAGUCCCUUCUGUAGUGCCCCCCCUUUUUUCUCCCUACUAUUGUUGGUGUCCGCCAGGGAUUUCUACUUGUCCUUCCAUUACAGCAGUUACACAAUCUCCCGACUCAUCUAUUGAAACACUGCCGUUUCCCUCAGGUGCUUCUUUAUUACCCAACACUCUCUCGGCUAGCCUGUUGGAACCAGCACAGCCUCUUAAUCUUAGUUCUUCAAUGGACUUUCCUCCAUUUCUACCUGAUCCAUUGGUCAGAAUUUCGUUGCCUACUUCUCAGCAAAUUCCCACUUUCACACCAUUAAUGUGUGAUCCAAUUGUUCACGUCCCAGUAAUUGAUGUGUGUUCUUCAGGUCAGGGCUAUCUUGUGAGUGCUGGCCCUGCGAUGGCAACUAACAUUCCGCCAUUGCAUCCAAAGCUUGUGAAGCCACUGAUCCCUGAAUCUGAUGCUGUGGUGAAGGGAGCUAGAGAGACUCUAAGAUUGCUGAUUAGCGGUUCAAGCCAGGAUAACCAACAAGUGAUGAUGGACGCUUUGCCAGCAAUUUUAACUAAUCCCAGCGAAAACCAGAACCACGUACUUGUUGCUGGCAGCCGUGGUCUAUAUACAGGAACCAGAGAUAUUAAUGUGAUUGCGAACAGCAUUGCUGCCAUGGGAUUUGUAUCAAUGUCCGGAGUAUCCAAGGUAGACAAUGGGGGCUAUUCGGAGGUAUGUGGCAAACAUGGGAUUUCUGAAGCAAUAAAGAAAUCCAACGAUUCAGGGAGUGCCUUUUCGGAUAAUGCGAGGGAGCCUUCUUUGGAUUCCAAGCAGUAGUAGUGAAUAAAUGCAAUUGUGUUUUUUCUUUUUGAUGUAGAUCUCUUUUGUUCAGCAAAUGUAGAUAUGUGCUGUAGUACUUUUGAAUGGUUUUAAAAGUGCGAAUUUCACCAUUCAAACUUUGAUCCCACGUAGUAUGCCUUGAAAAUUCUUUCUUGAUUAGAAAAUUGGAAUGUGGCUGAAUCAGAUUUUGGCUAGCUGUUUACCCGUUUUCGGAUGUACUGUGGUGUUUACCAAAUUGGUACGGAACGCUGAUAUCCGGCUUCCUUUACAAGUUUGUGUUUGAACAAUAGCGUAAAGUACAAGAUGGCUAUUGCCAAUGUGAUUGUAACAUAGUGCUGACUCCUUCGAAUUAACAAGUUGAUUGUAGGUUUUGGGAGAGAUUUGAAAGAGAUUUUGAAUAACUU